Messenger RNA from Bipolaris zeicola 26-R-13, 159 nucleotides. RefSeq lists its product as uncharacterized. NCBI's taxonomy places the organism in Eukaryota, Fungi, Ascomycota, Dothideomycetes, Pleosporales, Pleosporaceae. The transcript has a single exon. The record is from RefSeq and is a predicted model, not a curated record. The coding region runs from base 1 to 159 and encodes 52 amino acids.
AUGGGAAACGCUAAGGGAUCCGCCAAGCGAGCACAUUUUGGGGAGGAGGGUAAAGUUCUAGUCCGGCCCUGUUCCCGGUCGUGCGUAUAUGCUUCGUACUUGGCACACUUUAGUGGACAGAAAAAGCCUAAAGCAACGUGGUUGGCAGGCCCAUUUUGA